Messenger RNA from Lasiodiplodia theobromae, 655 nucleotides. RefSeq names its product Pantothenate transporter. The transcript has 2 exons. Gene Ontology annotation, molecular function: pantothenate transmembrane transporter activity. Gene Ontology annotation, biological process: pantothenate import across plasma membrane. The annotation marks the transcript as partial. Gene Ontology annotation, cellular component: plasma membrane. The record is from RefSeq and is a predicted model, not a curated record. NCBI's taxonomy places the organism in Eukaryota, Fungi, Ascomycota, Dothideomycetes, Botryosphaeriales, Botryosphaeriaceae.
CUACAUCCUCGGCCUCUUCUCCCUCGUCACCGGCGCCCUCGAAGCCUACUGCGUGCAAUCCCUCUUCCUCCUCUGGCUCAAAUCGCACUCAUCACACUACACCAGCGCUCAAAUAACGACCUACCCCCUCGGCGUGCAAGCCGUCGCCAUCGUCUCCAAUAUCCUCGCCGCGCUCUACAUCGACGCGACGCAGCGCCGCGCGCCCGUCGGCUUCGCGGCCUGUUUCUUCCAACUCAUCACCACCAUCCUUCUCCUCAUCCGCUCCACGCCGGCCGCCGGCGUCUUCUUCGCGUUCUACCUCGCCGGCACGAGCUACAUGGUCAACCCGCUGCUGUUCGGGUGGGCGAACGUGAUACUGAAGAGGAGCGGGGACGAGGCGGCGAGGAGCGUGCUGUUGUACUGGAUGAAUGCGGUGCAGAGCGCGUUGUAUACGUUUUGGGGGAUCGCGUUGUAUCCGGCGGAUGAGGCGCCGUAUUGGCGGAAGGGUGGGGUGGCGAUGUGUGUGGUUAUUGGCGUGUUGGUGGGGAUGUUGUGGGUUGUUGAGUGGCUUGAUAAGAAGUCUAUUGCCGAGCAGCUCGUCGUGGGGUCGGAGGAUGCGGAAGAUUCUGGGGUCUCUGUUGUUCAGGUAAAGGCGGGUGAAGGAGAAAAGUGCUGA